This is a messenger RNA of Xyrichtys novacula (pearly razorfish), 1224 nucleotides long. The record is from the annotation of a GenBank genome assembly. Lineage: Eukaryota; Metazoa; Chordata; Actinopteri; Labriformes; Labridae.
ACAGUUCAGAGUAACAACAGUGUCUGGCUUCAGUCUCCGGCUUCAAGAUGAUGACUUCACAGUUCGUUGCAGGGUAAGUAGUUGUUCUUUUAAUGUUGUUUAACCCUUUGCUGAAAUACACCUUUUUAAUGUUCCUUGACUUCACUUGUUCAGGGCUUCCCUCUUUGCCUUGCUGAUUGUGGAUAUCUGCUGCCUUCCUGUUAAGUCAGGUAAAGUCAACUCAGGGUAUUUUGUGUUUGUUAUAUUUUUACUUGAGUCUCCUGAUGACUAAACUGAAUACUUUGUACCCAGGUUUUGAUCCCAGUGCUUCUUAUGGUGGUGGUGGUCAUGUCAGUGCUGCUCCCUCUUAUGGCUCUGACUAUGGCGCACUCAGCUUUGCUCCCACUGAAGGUUCAUCAUCUCAUGAGGUUGCAGAAGAAGCCGGUUUCGCUCAGCCUGCCAUUCAGGGACAAGCUGUUGCAAUUGUUGGUCAGUCUGGAGCAGGCCAACAGGUAGCAACACCUAACCCUGCCUACUUUGCCAUGACUGGACCAGGUCUUCAACAAGGCCCAGAAGGUACUGCAUGAAGUGUGGCUAAAUAAACCAUACUUUUAGUCAUUUCAGUAGUUGCUUGGUUUAACUAUUUCUCUCUUUUUUUUUUUUUUUUUUUUUUUUUUUUUUUAAGAUGUCAACUGGGCUGUUCAACCUCUCAGUUUCCUCUCUGGAAGUGAUGGUGGCUACAUCUCGGCUGAGGAGGCUCCAGCUUAUGGACCAGUGUACCAGGGAGGAGAUCUGUCAGGUUAUGAGGGAAGCUAUGAGCUUGGAGACUCAGCCAGGGAAACUCAAGGACUGGGCUACAAGACUGCUGCUGCUGCCGCCCCCAAAACACAGCAGUCUCCUGUAGUGACGUACACCAGUGUGCCCAGCUCUGACAUGGUUGCAACCUGGGGUGUUCAUCCUUACUACGACUACAUGUUCAUGACUGGCCAGUAUCCUCCCGGCACCAUCACUCACUCUGCCAGCAGCUAUGAGCAAGGAAGAGACCACUUCCAAGAUGUUCACUACCAGAGAUACUACAUUCCCCAGUACACCCUACAGGAGAUUAAUGUUCAAGUCCCCCAAACCCCCAAGGGUGCACCUGUGAAGGGCAAGGUAAGUGACUUUCAUAAUCGGUGACUGUUGUUGUCUGCUUGAAUUAACACUUUUUGUUUUUAUCCUCUCUUCCAGGGUGGCUAUUAAGAGGUG